GAAACAUGGAACACCCACCAGAGUAGACAAGUAUGCGUUGGAAAGUUUGGAGUAAUAAACACAAUGACUGUCGUGACCGGAAGAAUCUGGUGUGGUUGUCGCAAUCUUGUGCUCAUCAUCAACCCGUUAUUCCUUAAACAAGAGCAUGUGUUCGCGGUCAACAGUGACAAGAACAGCUCGAUCAACUGCAUUGUCACAAGCGCCCUCUCGGUAUGGCUAGCCAUUGAACGUAGUGCCGUAGCGAAGCUCUAUCAUGCGCACAGUUUUGCAUGUUUGAUGGAAGUGAAUAUUUCUCCAACGGUAACCAAAGCCCUGGCCGGUUGCGAUGACAUUAUUCGACAACACAAACUAUCAUGCCUGCGAAUCACCGCUCUGCUGUGCUGUAAGGACUUACUGUGGGUCGGUACGUCAGCGGGAGUGCUGGUUUACAUCCCGAUUCCGCAUGUGAACCACUUCACGACGAAAGUGACCAGUGUCCGAAACAUUUCUCACGCCAUUGUUGGCCAUUCUGGACCAUGUCGUUUCCUGGUCAGCGUCGACCUGAACGAUUCUUCGCUGGACUCACAUAUCAAAAGUUUGGCUAACGCUUGCGCGUCGAAGGAAGGCAGGCGACGGAGAACAUCUCUGAACGUUGGCGUACUGCAGCAAAAAACGGUUUACGUAAUAUCAGGUGGUGAAGGAUGUGAGGAUCUUCAGGACACGACAAAUGACGAAAACGACGAUUCGUUUGGCAUAGACGACAGUACAAAUUUUCUUCUGAUGUGGAAAACAUAG
Molecule: messenger RNA, 774 nt
Organism: Soboliphyme baturini
Lineage: Eukaryota; Metazoa; Nematoda; Enoplea; Dioctophymatida; Soboliphymatidae
Source: the annotation of a GenBank genome assembly